GUCAACUACCUGUCGUGUUGUGCGGAUCAUGCGGUUCACUUGCUGUCCCGGUAUCCUAGUUUCUCUUAGCCUCCGAUUUUUGGUUACACGAGUGCCUAUAAAUCACAGGUAGGUUCCGAUGAUGAGAUCAAGGCUUGUCGAGUGCUUCUGGACCACGACUCAUUGGCUGUCAAGUCUGUCACAUACCCCCUCGUGGCUCUUCGUCUUACCCACUGCUGUGAGAUACAGUGAGUGUAAAUUGGAGCCGUAAUUAGUCGGAUAUAAAACUGUUUGACAAAAAGGCGUCAAACUAAAACCAUCCGUACAGACAUUAGGUUUACCCCCUCCCUAACCAUCAUCGGCGACUGACAGUUUGGUCCUGUUCCCAUGACUUUCCCUUUAGUAAUCUGAGGUACUACUGACGUGAUACUUCUUUCUGUUUCAGCGAGUCAACUGCAAAGAUUAGUUGGAAAAAUAUCCGAUGAGAAUUGUGGAUAAAUACUGGGUAAGCGCUAGCAUUACUCAUGACCCGAGAUGUUUAAUAUAUUAACUGGUUGUAAUUAUUGAUUCAUAUCCCUUUUACUUUAUUAUAAUAAAAACUGAAGACUCCCUAUCUAUCUUUGGUAAAAAUUCGUCACUUGAUAGAUAUAAUGAUGUAAAAUACCAGUUACCUCAAAAUACCACCCGUAUGCAUACUAUUUUAAUACUCGGUGUCGGCAGUGGGAUUCAUGUCGGUUACUUGAACUAGACAUCUUAGAGUGUUGAGAGGUCUCAUUGAGCUCCACACAGUUUUAUGCAGAUUGAAAAACCUCGAUGUACGUCUGACAAGCCUGUCUCAGGACAGUUGUAUUUCUGGAUACCAGAGGUUGUCACUCAUGAGGCGACUGUGGUCACUUCUGGUCUCCCAGUCUUUGACAUUCUUUGACACGCUUGCGUAAACCAAUUGAUUUGUUUGUACUUACCUAUUGACAUCACGGUACAGUCCCAAGAUUUGUUUCGUUUUUUGGAGUAGUAAACAUUGGCUGUAUUUAUUCUGAUGCAGUAUACAACUCGAUCAGAUAGCUAGUUAUCCUAGAAGUAAAUUCUCUGAUAAGGCCCAAACACAUAUUAGUUCUCUUUAAGCCUGAUGAAAUUCGAAAAAUCAGCAGAUGAUUAAGUGCGCCUAAGACUGUCAGCUUGCAAAUCUAGGGUUCAGUAGGAUAAGACCUCAAAUCCACCACACUAGUAAAUCUAAUAGUUAUUUAGGGGUUGUUAUUUCUUGUGUAUAUCUGGUUGCAUUUGUUCCAUUGAAGUAGGGCUUCAACCUGCAGCAAUCAGACUACCGAAAAAGUGAAUAGUUCUUUGUUGCAUGAAAAGUUAUGAAAUGGGAAUUUAGAAUGUAGAGAAGCAAAGAGAAGAUAACUUUUAUGACGUGAAGGAGUAGUUUACACAAAUGGUGUGAAUAAGCAAGAGUCUAAGUAUAAUGGAUUUGACAUAGGGAUUGCUUCGUGUUGCAGUUUGUUGAUUUCCUCAGUGUAUGCCCUAUCCACCCCCAGAAUCUUUUCCCUGAUUUCCUCUCCAGCCAGAAGCUAGCUUGCUCUCUCUCAAAGUAGGUUGUUACUGGUGGUACCCGACUCUCGACAAUUGUUUUAAAUACUUACACUAUUUUGACGACGGUCGUAGUAGUUCUCCAAGUUUCAGCUCUAUACGGUAGAACUGUCUUAAAGUUCGUAUUGAAGAUUCUGACUGAUGUUGGCUGACAGUUGUUUUGAGUUCCACAUGUUCUUCAGUUGCGAGAAUGCUCCCCUUGCCAAUCCUUACCUUCACAUCUGCAUCAGAUCCUCCUUGUUUAUCAACGAUGCUCCCUAGAUAUGUGAAAUUUACGACCUCUUCCGGAUCUUCUCCAUCAAGUGUGAUUGGGUUGGUGCUCGCUGUGUUGCAUUUCAGGAUCUUGUGCAUGUUAAGGCCUGAUUCAGAGGAGGUUGCUAUACUAGCUGUCUACACCCAUAUUCGUUGGUAUGUAUGGGAUAGGAGGGAUAGGUCAUCUGCGAAGUUCAAAUCGCCUAGUUGCAUCCAAGCUGUUCAUUGUAUUCUUUACUUCCACUAUGUAGAGGUCUUUAUAAUACAGCCGGUCACAAGAAGAGAAAAGACGAUCACAAGCAGCCUUGUUUGACACAGGUCUUUACUUGGAAUACAUCUGUGAUCUAUCUUCCAUGCACGACCUUGCAGUGCAGUAAGCUGUGUGAUGUUGAUGAUCUUAGCAGGUCCACUAUGUUGUCGAAGAAGGUUCCAUAAAUCUCUCUUAUCUGCGCUGUCAAACGUUUUCUCUUAGUCAAGAAAGUUGUUGUGUAGUGACGAGUCCCAUUUUUGUAGAUAAUUCGACCCAAGAGAGCAUCAGAGCCUGAUGGAUUAAGUCCUCAGAUCUUUAGGGAUGUUAGUCCAGUUUUACCGGUCAAGUUAACUGAAAUCUUAGCUAGAACCUGAGAACUGCAUGAAAUCUCAUCUGACUGGUCUCGAUCGCUGAUCAUCUCAGUUUAUAAGAAGGGACAAAAAUCCUCUUGUGACAAUCACAGAGGAAUCUGUUUAACUAAGAUGUCUAAAAUAUUAGCCUCGUUAAUACUUCGACGUUUAAUUAGAGCUCGUUAGGAGCAAACCCAAGAAAACCAGGCUGGUUUCAAACGUAAACGAGUAUGUAUAGACCGAGUAUUCACCCUUCACCAGGUUCUGAAACAUAGACAUACCGUUCGAUGUCCGAUUAUAGUUAUAUUUCUUGACCUUAAUACGGAGUUCAACUACGAGGAUCAUGAGGUUCUGUGGCGGUGUCUAUCAUUGAAAGAUAUCCCAAAGAAGUACAUUAACAUUAUACAGGCUCUCUUCUCGAACAUUUCUAGUUGAGUCAGAGCUUGUGGAAAACUAUCCGGGUCAUCUGCUUCUUCCAUUUUUAUCCAACUCGUCGUUGACAUGUUAUUAAAAGUAACACUUCGAUUGCUUACCUUUUCAGGAGUUUUCCUAUCGGGAGAUUCACUUGUUGACUUGGAGUACCUCGAUAAUAUAGUUCUGUUUGGUGCUGACACAAUGCAGUCUUCUAACCACAUUAAAUAACGACACAAGCAUGUUUCGGACGUGAUUCUAACCCUCCAAAUCCAAAAUGUUGCUUCAGGAUUGACCUGAGUUUGUCAUAGGGAGUGAAGUAGUUGGACGUAUCGACCACCUCACUUAUCUUGAGAGUCUCAUCCGCACUGAUGGUCUGAUUUUUGAAGAAAUCUCAGCAGGAAUUCAGAAGGUCUUAUUGGCAUUUGCCAACUUGCUGUAUGGGGAAGGUAUCGUGCUUCCAGUUUGUAAUUGCUUGAUGAGUACAUUCGCCAAGUGAUCAUAAUUUUUUUAUGCUUUGACAGUCCUAAUUUUCCGAGAGUUUAUUAUUAUGUAAAUUAAUUCUUACUCUAUGUUACAUUAUCGUAUGCCAGUCAUAUAUGUACAGGUUAAAUUAUAAUGUUUAUUAUAUGUAAUAAAAUAUUUGACGUCAAAUACUAACAGACAAUAUUUAAGAUUAUAGGGAUUAUUCUGAACGCCACAGCAGGUAAUUGUUGAUUAAAUGUUAGCUAAAUAAUCGUGUUACUUGUCAGGGUAUGAAAGAAAGUAGAUAAUACUUAUAGAUUUACGCAUUAUCAAAUAUCAAUUACAGACUUAAUGUGUGACUGAACUUCUGGCAGUUAGCUUGUACUAAUUAUGGCCCUGAGUCUUGUUGGAAACACUUAUAAAUAUUUAUUCUUCGUCAUUGUUCAAUAGAUCUCAUUAUCUUCUAAAGAUUAAUAUUGUGUCUCAGUUAAAAUUGCUAACCAAAUGUCUUAUUCAGCAAGGAGUUUGAGUAGUAUUUCAAUCUUACUGUAAGGUUUCGCUAACAAGGUGAAUGUAUAUGUUUGCCAGUUCCAAGGUGUUUUGGUAGUAAAACAGGAUUUCACGUACAAAAUAUUCGGCCGUUUAUUUGUUGGUUCGAGCCUUACUGUACUAGUAAAGGUUUCAUUACGUCUAAAGUAGAUUUACCGGUAACACAAUACAUAGAUAGUAGUCUGAUUGAUAUAAGCUAACUGAUUUUAUUUAGUGCAGUCACAGUACCUCACUACACAAGAAUAGUCAAACUGGAAGAUGCACAUAAAGGCGUCCAGACAAGUGAGGGAACAUUUUUUGUUCUUUCAAAUAUCCUCAAGUGUGUCUACAUUUAAUCGGAUAGUUUGUGUACUUCAUCCUAUUCGAAGUCGUGGGGUAGCAGUAUAAAGAAGUCUUGAAGCAAAAAGUGACUGCCAUGUCUUCGUUUUUCACUCAAUGGUUUUCUAGCUGAUUUCAGAUCCUGGCGACCAAUACUUGCAAACAAUACAAAGUUCUUCACAACAUCAUGUAAUUAAACCAUUAUUAAUUUUUUAACAAUGCCAUAAAUAUUGAUGCUUAAUCUAAAUAUAUUUAGGCGUAUUGGAAUGUUUUAAUAAAUACUGAAUGCAUAGAUAGUUUAAAAGAUAUGAAAUCCUAAACCAUUGAAAAAAUUGGUUGGAGUACAUAAAUUCGAGUUACUGGACUUAAUACUAGAAUUUAACAAAUUGUUAUAACGUUGGACUGACUAAAUUGCGUCAACCUAGGCAUUCAAACUUGAAUCGUAUCAUCAAGGGCCAGAUAUUACGAAUAACGAUGUACAUUUGCACAAUCCAGAUAGUAAAGAGGUGAGGAAGCACAAUGAAGUUAUUUGCAAUCUGAAGUAGCUCACUACACUUGCGAUCCAUAAGAUUAUUUGGAUCUACGCUCACUUGCCAAUCACCCCUUCCAUCGAACAUCUCACUCAUAGGUAAGAAUUGUCACUUAACUUGAGAAUAAAAGAGUCAAGGACAGUUCAGCGGAAAUAUUCCAUUCGACUGUGUCACUUACUCGAGCCCUACUAAUGUACUUGCAGUGAUUCACGAAUAAAUCAGUCCUUUGAAAAAUAGUGAGUAGAUUGCGGAAUAAAUUUCUCCGAAAUGUCAAGUGUCGAAAGAGGGUUAAAAACGAUCGAUGAUCUGAAGAAAAAGGGUGAGAUGACGUCAAAUAUGUGAAAGGUAACUGUCCUUUUGACAAGUAUUACUUACGCCUGUUACUCUCAAUGGAGCACAGGCUGCGGACCAGAAUUCUCGAACCCACUCUGUCUUGGGCCUUCUUUUCUAGUUCCAUCCAAUUCUUGUUCAUUUUCC
This is a messenger RNA of Schistosoma margrebowiei, 5168 nucleotides long. The record is from the annotation of a GenBank genome assembly. NCBI's taxonomy places the organism in Eukaryota, Metazoa, Platyhelminthes, Trematoda, Strigeidida, Schistosomatidae.